Aspergillus ochraceoroseus IBT 24754 is the source of this 863-nucleotide messenger RNA. RefSeq names its product putative phenol 2-monooxygenase. The transcript has a single exon. Lineage: Eukaryota; Fungi; Ascomycota; Eurotiomycetes; Eurotiales; Aspergillaceae. Bases 222 to 755 code for a protein of 177 amino acids. The record is from RefSeq and is a predicted model, not a curated record.
UAAUUCAAAGUGAAAUAAAAAUCUUUUCUCAAAAGGAAAGUCCCUAGUAUGCCGAGUCAGUUUCUUUGCACAAGUCCUUUCUAUCUCAUUCCCUCCUCCGCAGAGGCCAAGAACAAAUUGAUCAUGCCAAACCACAUGCCACCUUCAACUCCCGUCCUCCCCCAAGAAUUGAUCCGUGCGCCUCCAGUCCUCCACUAUUGCAUGUACUCCAGACAUCUGCAAUGCCGAUAAUGCGGAGAGAGACAGCGAAGAAAGAAGCAAAGAAACAGCCCUGUGAUUGGUCGAUGUCACAUCCGAGGAACAUCCUCAGCCAGUACGAGGGGAAUUUACCAAGACUGUUUCGUGGUCUGCGUACUCUAUCGGCCAGCGUCAUGCUGACUUCUUGCACAAAGAUUUCCUUGUGUUCCUGGGUGGAGGAUGCAUGCCACACUCACUCACCCCAGGCUGGCCAGGGCAUGAAUGUUAGUUUGACUGUUAUUUCUCGCAGCUCUUCUCCUCAGGUGGGAAGGCUUCUCCUGAAGAGUUUCAACACGAUGUUGAGCUUGAUCAGAUUCCUGCAGCCUUCUAUCCCGUCACCGGCAAGAACCAGAUCAAAGGUUUGUUCUGAGUUACGGAAUUUAUGGGUAGAAAGUAUCCUAGACCUUCACAGAGCCACAACAUGGGUCACGGUCAUUUGUACAAACACCUUGGUGUCGACCCUCGGAACGGUGUUAUUGCUCUUUCCCCCUUGGAUGUUUCUACCGUGGGCUUUAUGAUCCCUCAGGAAACCUCUGGUUCGUUAUCUGGAAGCAAAGUGUAAAUUCAAUUCAACCUUUAUUAUUAUGGGACAUGAAAUUAAGAACUCUGGGGAUAGUAUUGAGAUA